Dictyostelium purpureum is the source of this 1218-nucleotide messenger RNA. RefSeq lists its product as uncharacterized. The transcript is spliced from 2 exons. Gene Ontology annotation, cellular component: membrane. The record is from RefSeq and is a predicted model, not a curated record. Lineage: Eukaryota; Evosea; Eumycetozoa; Dictyosteliales; Dictyosteliaceae. Bases 1 to 1218 code for a protein of 405 amino acids.
AUGAAUAGUGCUCCAGGCAAUCAUAUUAAAUCAAUUAAAAAAUCAACAUCAACAAGACUUAUUUAUAUUGUAUUUUUCUUAUUAGUUUCAGUUAUAGCAUAUGUUUUUAGUUAUUGGUCAUUCUCAUGGGUCGAUAGUUUAGAUUUUUUAAAAGUUUGUAGUAAAGAGGAUAAUGCAUGCGUUGGUGCAUUAUUAGUUUAUAGAUUAACAUUUGGAUUAGCAUUAUACCAUCUUUUAUUAGCAGUUGUAAUGAUCGGAGUAAAGAGUGGAGGUGAAGGAAGAGCAAAAUUCCAAGAUGGAUAUUGGCCAGUUAAAGUUUUAAUGUUAGCAGGUUUAAUUACAGUUUCAUUUUUUAUACCAAAUAAAUUCUUUGUAGUCUAUGGUUGGGCAGCAAUUUUUUGUGCAGCAAUUUUCAUAUUAAUUCAAUUGGUUCUCUUGGUAGAGUUUGCAUAUUCACUCAACGAAUCAUGUGUUAGAAAGAUUGAAAACGAAGGCGAAAGCGGAAAGAAAUGGUAUGUCUUAUUAUUCGUUCUCAGUUUUGGUUGUAUCAUCGCAGCAAUUACAGGUACAGUUUUAAUGUUGGUAUUCCUUGGUAAAAGCUGUUCUAUCAAUCAAUUCUUUAUCGUAUUUAACAUUGGUAUCUCAUUAAUUGUCGGAGUUUUAUCAAUUAGCGAAAAGGUUAGAGAAUUUAGACCAUCAAGCGGUCUCUUCCAAAGUGGUAUUGUAAUGUUGUAUACAACUUAUUUAAUUUACUCUGCUAUAAUGAGUGAACCAGCAAGCAAAUGUUCAACAAUCGCAAAUGAUCAUCCAAAACAAUCAACAAUUAUUAUUGGUGCUCUCUUUACAAUUAUCUCUGUUUGUUAUUCUGCUUUUAGAGCAAGUGACUCUAAUGAAUUAUUAGGUCAACAUCAACACUAUGAAAGUAUUCCAAAUGACCCAGAUACUGAAACUACUGGUAUAGCCGAUGACGAAUGUGAAUGUACAGCAUACAAUUAUUCAUUCUUCCAUAUUACUUUUGCUUUUGGUGCAAUGUAUAUUUGCGAACUUUUAACAAAUUGGGCAACACUUUCAAACGUUACCUCAACUGCUCUUUCCGCUUCCGUUGAUACUGGUAUGGUAUCUGUUUGGGUUAAAGUUGUUAGUUCCUGGGUUGUUGUACUUUUAUAUUUAUGGACAUUAGUAGGACCAUUACUCUUAAGAGACAGAACUUGGGAUUAA